UGUCACAGAAACCUAUGAGCUGAAAGUUGCGUGUGUUUCAAAGCAAGUAUGGAGGAUUUCAGUGACACGAAUUCGCACGAAAUGACAGAAAAUCAUGUUCAAAAACGGUGUAAUAAUCAGUGGGUUCGAUUAAAUGUUGGUGGUACAUAUUUUUUAACGGCGAAGACUACUUUAGCUAGAGACCCCAAUUCAUUUCUCUAUCGAUUGUGUCAAGAAGAUUCUGACCUUAUCUCAGACAGGGAUGAAACUGGAGCAUAUUUAAUAGAUCGUGAUCCAACAUAUUUUAGUCCUGUUUUAAAUUACUUACGUCAUGGGAAAUUGGUUAUUAAUAAAGAUUUAACAGAAGAAGGUGUCUUAGAAGAAGCAGAAUUUUAUAAUAUUACAGAACUCAUUCGGCUAGUGAAAGAAAGAAUUAUCUUAAGAGAUACCAGACCAUUAAGAGAUUCAAAGAAACAUGUUUAUAGAGUCAUUCAGUGUCAUGAAGAUGAAUUAACUCAAAUGGUAUCAACAAUGUCUGAUGGAUGGAAAUUUGAGCAGUUAGUCAAUAUAGGAUCUCAAUAUAAUUAUGGAAAUAACGAUCAUGCUGAAUUUCUAUGUGUGGUCAGUCGAGAAUAUGGAGCCAGUCAACUCAAUAGUAAGGAACAAGAAUCAACGGAUCGUGUUAAGGUUCUGCAGCAGAAGGGUUCUCGCAUGUAAUCUCUAAAUCCGUCCUUUUCUUUUCUUGCUUCAUUUAAUUAAAUCAGCUGCGCAGCAACAAGAUGAAGACUGUUUUUAUUUCUACAUGUAAAAGUUUAAGUUCACAAAAGAUCUUCAUUGCUUCAUUUUUCAUGUACAGUGAUAAUAACAAAAAAGAAAAUACAAAGGUAUAAUACCUUUUGUAGAUACGUAGUUAUUAUGCAACAACACAUGGUGAAGCUUUAAAAACCGAAAGUAUCACACAUUAAUAAGUGAAUCGUUUUAUCUUUUCCAAUCAUAAUUUUAAUUUAUCAAACAAACAUUUAACGAGAAUGAAUAUGGAUUGUAGUGAUAGAAAUAGUGCUUAAUCAUUCCAUAAGGGAUCAUACAUUUUAUAAUGAAAGAAAUUAAUACUGAAGUAAAACUUUUUAUCCCACUUAUAAUCUGUGACACUCUCCUUUUAAAAAAGAAUGUACCAAAUAUAAAAAAUAUUAAUACAUAUAUACACGCAAUCACUAAUAUUAAUAUGCUAUGAAAAGAAAUUGUUAUUUAGUAAUGUUUUAGUUCACUAAAUAGUUUAAAAGACAAUAGCAUUCAUAAAGGCAAUCUUUUUCAUACAAAUUUCUACAAUGAAUAUAAAUACUCUCUAGUAAUAAAUAGUUUAUCUUUUUGUAACAAGUUGUAUAAAAAUAAUUUUUUUUCUAAUCGUAUCUUUGUCAUAAUAUUAUCUAAAUUACUUACCUUCGCACUGCCGCUAUAAAACAUAAAAUAAUAUUUGUAUAUUUAGCAUGAUACUUUUGAUUAUCAAAUACAAAGUUAUAACUACAAAUGUAAAACUAAUUUUGACAUGUAAUAACGUGGAUGAAAAAAAAGAAUGAAUGUAAUUUUUAACAAAAGCAAUUUAUUAUAUCGUUUACUAAUAUACGAUAAUAUAUAGCGAAAAGAUUUGAAUACAAAAGUUUAAACCAUAUGAAACAUUUAAAGAAAGCUGAAUAAUUCUCAAUUACUUAAGUAUUAUUUUCUAUAUGCAUAUAAUUUCUAUUUCAUAAUAUUUCAUUUAAUGCAAAGCAAUUAGGAAGGUAGACUAUGAAAUUAUGUAUGUAUAAAAGAUACAUAUUAUUUUAUUUUCUUCUUUCUUCUUUUAUUUACAGUGCAUCUACUUUGUUUAGAUAAGCGUUUCCAUUUUUAUAUAUAUUUAAGACUACAACAAAUCUUUAUUAUAUAAUUAUAGAAUUAAAAACACUUUAUAAUAGGCAUUAACAUAAACUGUCAAUUGUUGAAGGCCUAUUAAAGAAGUGUUGUAGACAAUAUACUUGUAUUUAAAAGCAUUAUUCAUGAGAAAAAACUUACACGUAGCACUAAAUUGUUAUAGGUAUUGUUAGAAUUAUGUUAUAUAUAAUAUAUAAUAAAUUGUAUAUUAUAUAUACAUAUAUACAAUAGUUUCAUAAAAAAAAAUUUUUCUAAACAUAUAUAAAAUAAUUUAGUGAUAUUAUUAGUUAAUUACGAUUUACAUUCACAAUAUGUCACUCGGUAAACAUUAAUACAUGAAAAUUUAAUUAUAUAGUUUACAAUAAUUUUGCUAGUAAUUAUCAUUUUAUGUACUCAAAAUAACAGGAAAAUUUUAGGACCAACGUUAGUCAUUUUGUGCAAUGUAUAAUGUAACUCAGUGAACUUGUGUUUAACUUGUAUGAUUAAUCUAAUUGAUAUUAGAAUUAUCAUAUUAUACAUAGGUAUAUAUAACUCUAUAUGUAAAAGAGUUUGUACUUUCAUAGAUAUAUUUCUAAGUCUAUUAACUGUUUGAUGUUUAUUGUUAGAAAAGAAAGUAAUAUUUAUAUGCAUCAAAAGUAAGUUUUAAUACCGAUAAAUAUUUCAAAUUACAUAGAAAAAGAUUAUAGGAGGGAGUAUAUAAAUGCAAAUGAAAUAAAUAAAAUUUAUAACAUACAAAUUGUGGAUUUAAAAUAAAAGCAAUUCUAUUUAUAAAGGA
Bombus pyrosoma is the source of this 2659-nucleotide messenger RNA. RefSeq names its product BTB/POZ domain-containing protein KCTD5 (gene inc). Gene Ontology annotation, molecular function: cullin family protein binding. Bases 49 to 696 code for a protein of 215 amino acids. Gene Ontology annotation, biological process: proteasome-mediated ubiquitin-dependent protein catabolic process; protein homooligomerization. The transcript is spliced from 4 exons. Lineage: Eukaryota; Metazoa; Arthropoda; Insecta; Hymenoptera; Apidae. The record is from RefSeq and is a predicted model, not a curated record. Gene Ontology annotation, cellular component: cytoplasm; Cul3-RING ubiquitin ligase complex.